GAGGAAAUGGUAAAAGAUUGCUAAUUCUACUCUGCUCGUGACUAUAUCUCUAUGUGUUCGAUCGACCAGAGAACAAACAAAGCAUUAACAUUUACAGAAAAGUAAGCAAAACCCACUAAAGACUGAGCAGUGAAGAAGGUGGUACAGGUAUAGCUAUGGUGGAGCUGGAGCUGAAGAAGAAGAAAAGCAACGACAACAAUGGUGGAACAGUGAAAGGAAUAGUGACUGUGAAUCCUAAGCCCAACAAAGGGUUGACCUCAAAACUCAUCGACUGGUUUGAGAGUGUGGUAGUGAAGCUUAUGUACGACUCUUCACAGCAUCAACACUAUCUCUCCGGUAACUUCACUUCGGUUCCUGAAACGCCUCCCACCAAGGACCUCCCAGUGAUGGGUUACCUUCCUGAAUGUUUAAAUGGAGAGUUUGUUCGAGUGGGUUCAAAUUCCAAGUUCUCUCCAGUCGCUGGAUAUCACUGGUUUGAUGGAGAUGGCAUGGUUCAUGGUGUGCGCAUCAAAGAUGGAAAAGCAACAUAUGUUUCCCGUUAUGUUAAAACAUCACGUCUUAAACAAGAAGAAUAUUUUGGAGGUGCUAAGUUUUUGAAGGUUGGAGACCUUAAAGGGCUUUUCGGACUAUUCAUGUUUAGCAUGCAGAUACUGAGAGACAAAUUCAAAGUGUUAGAUCUUUCUUACGGAAAUGGAACAGCUAAUACAGCUCUUAUUUAUCACCAUGGGAAACUUUUAGUACUUCAGGAGGCAGACAAACCUUAUGUCCUUAAAGUCUUGGAAGAUGGGGAUUUGCAAACACUUGGCAUGCUGGAUUAUGACAAGAGAUUGGCACAUACAUUCACAGCUCAUCCUAAGGUUGACCACUUUACUGGUGAAAUGUUUACAUUUGGUUAUUCGCUCUCUCCUCCGUAUGUCACAUACAGAGUUAUUUCGAAGGAUGGUUUCAUGCACGAUCAAGUACCAAUAACAAUAUCAGACCCCAUCAUGAUGCAUGACUUUGCCAUUACUGAAAAUUAUGCUAUUUUCAUGGAUCUUCCUCUGUUUUUCAGACCGAAGGAAAUGGUGAUGGAAAACAAGCUUGCAUUGUCAUUUGAUGCAACCAAAAAAGCUCGGUUUGGUGUGCUUCCACGGUAUGCAAAGGAUGAGCUUCUAAUCAAGUGGUUUGAUCUUCCAAACUGUUACAUAUUCCAUAAUGCCAAUGCAUGGGAGGAGGAAGACGAAGUUGUUCUGAUCACCUGUCGCCUUGACAAUAUAGAUAUGAAUAUGAUCAGUGGGGCAAUCGAAGAAAAGCUUGAACAUUUCAGAACUGAGCUGUAUGAAUUGAGAUUCAACUUGAAAACUGGUUUAGCCUCCCAGCGUAAACUCUCAGCAUCAACUGUAGAAUUUCCUAGGAUAAAUGAGAGCCACACUACCAGGAAGCAGAGAUAUGUGUAUGGAACCAGAAUGGACAGCAUUGCAAAAAUCUCAGGAAUCGUCAAAUUUGAUCUGCAUGCUGAACCAGAGAGCGGCAAAACAUGCCUUGAGGUUGGUGGGAAUGUUCAGGGCCUUUAUGACCUUGGACCUGGUCGAUUUGGUUCCGAGGCUAUAUUUGUCCCCAAAGUUCCUGGAGUCAACUCUGAAGAAGAUGAUGGCUACCUAAUAUUCUUUGUUCAUGAUGAGAACUCUGGAAAAUCAGAAGCACAUGUGAUCGAUGCGAAAACAAUGUCAGCAGAUCCGAUUGCGGUUAUUCAUUUGCCUAGCAGAGUUCCAUAUGGAUUUCAUGCCUUCUUUGUCACUGAGGAACAACUACAAGAACAAGCAGAGCUCUGAAUUGUAAACUUUUACCAUAAAAUCUGUAAGUGGAGGAGGCUAGCUAAAGCGCUUACGCUUUUACUCUUUCCCGAAUAAAUAAUCUUUUUUCGCAUUGUAAUGACAAUAAUUUGUUCCUUGUCCCUUAAAUUACAAGCUAUCUCUUUCAAUGUUGU
Molecule: messenger RNA, 1966 nt
Organism: Humulus lupulus (European hop)
Lineage: Eukaryota; Viridiplantae; Streptophyta; Magnoliopsida; Rosales; Cannabaceae
Product: carotenoid 9,10(9',10')-cleavage dioxygenase 1-like
Exons: 14
Coding region: 156-1811 (551 amino acids)
Biological process (GO): carotene catabolic process
Cellular component (GO): chloroplast stroma
Molecular function (GO): carotenoid dioxygenase activity
Source: RefSeq, a predicted model, not a curated record